This is a messenger RNA of Sorex araneus (European shrew), 3369 nucleotides long. RefSeq names its product alkB homolog 8, tRNA methyltransferase (gene ALKBH8). The coding region runs from base 34 to 2058 and encodes 674 amino acids. The transcript is spliced from 12 exons. Gene Ontology annotation, cellular component: nucleus; cytoplasm. Lineage: Eukaryota; Metazoa; Chordata; Mammalia; Eulipotyphla; Soricidae. Gene Ontology annotation, molecular function: tRNA binding; 2-oxoglutarate-dependent dioxygenase activity; S-adenosylmethionine-dependent methyltransferase activity. The record is from RefSeq and is a predicted model, not a curated record. Gene Ontology annotation, biological process: tRNA wobble uridine modification.
UUUUGCAUCUUCCACUGUCGUCUGAGUGGGCCCAUGUGCUCAGCGCGGUGCAAAGAACGCGGAGAAGUGGCUAUCUGCAGUCCUGUCUGGAAGAUGCCCCCGCUACAGAAGUGUGCCAUGGACAGCGGUCACCGAAGUAGCUGCAAACUUAGCAAAGCUGAGAAGAAGUCUCUGAGGAAACAGGUCAAAGCCAGACACACGUUGCUGAGGCAUGAAGGCAUCGAGGCAGUGGCCCAUCCCACCCAGAACCUGGUUGUGGCCAAUGGUGGUUUGGGUAAUGGCAUCAGUAGGGACCGGCUGCUCCCUGUUGUAGAGGAAUGUGGCCCCGUGGAUGCUCUCCUCAUGCCUCCUAAUAAGCCCUACUCAUUUGUAAGAUACAGAACGACGGAAGCAUCCGAGAAAGCCUAUGCUGCCCUCAAUGGAAAAGAAAUAGAGGAUGAUUUAGGACAGAAGAUCAUUCUGUACUUGAAUUUUGUGGAAAAAGUACAGUGGAAAGAAUCGGGAUGCCAGGCCUUACCUCCAGGCCUCACAGUAAUAGAAAAUAUUGUUUCUUCUGAGGUUGAACAACUGCUUCUGGAAAGUAUUAACUGGACAGAAGAUACAGACAAUCAAAAUUUUCAGAAAUCCUUAAAACACAGGCGAGUGAAGCAUUUUGGUUAUGAAUUUCACUAUGAGAACAACAAUGUGAAUAAAGAUGAGCCGUUACCUGGGGGUCUUCCUGACCUUUGUGAGAGCAUUUUGGAGGCAUGGUUGAAGGAAGGUUUCAUUACCUACAAACCAGAUCAGUUAACUGUAAACCAGUAUGAACCUGGACAUGGGAUCCCGCCUCACGUGGACACACAUUCAGCUUUUGAGGAUGAGAUCAUUUCUCUCAGCCUGGGCUCAGAGACAGUCAUGGAUUUUAAGCAUCCGGAUGGCGCCACGGCGCCCGUCAUGUUGCCUCGUCGGAGUUUGCUAGUGAUGAGGGGAGAAGCGAGAUACCUUUGGGCCCACGGAAUCACACCCAGAAAAUUCGAUACUGUUCAAGCAUCCCUGGGUCGCACAGGCGGAAUCAUCCAGAGUGAUGCGGGAGACUUGACUUUACGCAAGAGGGGGGUACGAACAUCGUUCACCUUCCGGAAAGUGAGGCGCACGCCUUGUGACUGCAAGUACCCUCAGGUCUGUGACAGCCAGAUGGCGGACACCGCCCCCUCUUUCCCAGAGAGUGACAAGGAAGCCUCGCAGCUGGAGCGGGACCAUGUUCAUCGAGUCUAUGAGGAGAUCGCCGGGCACUUCAGCAGCACACGGCAUACCCCCUGGCCACGCAUCGUGGAGUUUUUGAAAGCCUUGCCAGCUGGUUCAUUAGUGGCCGAUAUUGGCUGCGGAAACGGAAAGUAUCUUGGCCUCAACACAGAGUUAUUUAUGAUCGGCUGUGAUCGCAGCCACCGUCUUGUGGACAUCUGUAGAGAGAGGCAGUUCCAGGCCUUUGUUUGUGACGCCCUGGCAGUGCCGAUCCGCAGUGGCUCUUGUGACGCCUGCAUCUCCAUCGCUGUUAUCCACCACUUGGCGACUGCAGAGAGAAGAUUAGCGGCACUUCAGGAGCUUGUCCGGCUGCUGAGGCCCGGGGGGACGGCGCUGGUGUCCGUCUGGGCAAUGGAACAAGAGCACGACAGUAAGAAGUCCAAGUACCUGAGAGGAAGUGGAGCAGGCCUCGGAGAGGAGGGACCCCACGACGGGGCCUCGGAGCAGAUGCCUGGGGUGGGUGAGGGGCGCCCAGCCUGCUCUGAGUCCUUGGACAGCGGCCCCACCAGGACAGCCGCGCCCCCCAGACUGCCGGUCCACACGAACAGGACCUCCUUCCGUUCCCAAGACCUGCUGGUUCCCUGGCACCUCAAGGGGAACUCCAGAAAAGACUCGGGGGUCACAGUGCCAGGACCUCCAGGGCCUGUGCUCCAUCGCUUCUACCACGUGUUCCGGGAGGGCGAGCUGGAAGGCGCCUGCCGGACUCUGUGUGAUGCCAGCAUUCUGCGGAGCUACUACGACCAGGGGAACUGGUGCGUGGUGCUGCAGAAGCGCUGAUGGGGAGGCAGGGCCGGACGUGGGGUGGAGUUUGGCUGGAAUCCCCCACACCGCCUGUGUCCUUCUGAGCACUGCCAGGAAUGAGCCCUGAGCACGGAGCCCGGAGCGAGCCCUGAGUACAGAGCCAGAGGCGAAUUCUGAGCAUGAAGCCAGGAGUGAGCCCUGAGCACAGAGCCAGGAGCGAUCCCUGAGCAUGAAGCCAGGAGUCCCAGAGUACAGCUGGGUGUGGUCCCCAACCCCCAAACAAAACCAAACAAAAAGGCUUGCCAAUGGCUAUGAAUAUAUCACUCACGGAAGAAAUGUGCUGUUUGGUUUCUUCAAGACUGGUAGGCCACCAAGACGGCAGUGCGAAGGCUGGAGCUCCUGCUUUGGGUGCCGGAGGCCUGGCUUUGUUUCCUGCCACUACAUGGUUCAAGCACCAGCCCUGGAGUGGCCCCUGAGCACUGCCAGUUGUGGCCCAAAUGCUAACAACCAAUCAAACAGCAGAAGGAUGAAAGGAUUUUACUUCUAGAUAGAAUCAACGCUCCUGUGGAAGUCUAUUUUUCCGUGGACCAGAUGCCCUCAAUACGGCCACUUGCUAUCUCAUAGCGCAGCAUCCCUCAGGGCAGUUUUUCUCAAAGGAGACAGACCGCUGUCACUUCUCUGAGGAGGAGCUACUGGGUCCCCCGGACUCCUUUCCAGGCAGCUGGGAUUCGGGCUCCCGGCUGGCUCUACUUCUGCUGCAGCUCUUUCCAACUAUAUCUCAGGUUUCAGGAGACACCCAGGCCCAGGUUGCAGUUUUGACCUCUAGCAGUUGUUCUUCUAAGCAAAUCAGGGACUGGACUAAAGUAGGGAUCAAAAUAUGAAUCUAUGAAUAGAUUUGACCCAGUGGUGCUUGGGGGCUACUCCCAGCUCAGUGCUCAGGGGUUACACCUGGCAUUGCUUGGGGACUGAACAUGGGUCUUCAUGCAAAUUAUGUCUGGCAGCCCUUUGAGCUAUUUUCCUGGCCCCUAAAUAGAAAUGUGUUGUCUACUACCUCCCCCUAAUUUCCAUUUUGUACCCAGAUCAUCUUUAUCCAAGAUAAAAAGGGCUUAUUGUAAGAAACGCUUUUUCAUCUUUCAUAUUCAAUUAAAGUUAUGCUUAGCACACUUUUGUCCUAGUAAAGGCAGUGGAAAGUACGUGGUAGAUAGUAAUUUUCUGAUUGAGGUUACAUGACUUUAGAUUCUGACGUCACCCUUCUGCAUUGCCCAGCCAUAAGAUGUGAAGCACUGAGCAGUUUUCUUGAAGGACUGUUGCAAGCACUGAAAAAGCUAAUGUACAUUCUUUGUUCCU